UCAAGAUGGCGCUGCUCGCGAUACCUUCUUCACGCUGGGCAGUCGCAGCGGCCGCUUUCGAAAAGCGCCGGCAUGUCGUGUUUCUGAUCCGGUCUCUAGUCUCUGUCCGUGGCGCAGGUUCUCAAUGGAGAUCACGUCAGCGCGGCGCUUCAGGAACCGCUCGAAUUUCCCAGAUCCCAGAGUCAUUUAGACAUACUACAUGGCAGAGACUGGGAAAAGGCAACUCAAGACAGAUAUUAGAUGUUACCAGGGCUCUCCAGGCCUGGCCACUGAUAGAAAAGAGGACAUGUUGGCAUGGUCAUGCAGGAGGAGGACUCCACACGGACCCAAAAGAAGGGUUAAAAGAUGUUGAUACUCGGAAAAUCAUAAAAGCAAUGCUUUCUUAUGUGUGGCCCAAAGACAGGCCAGAUCUACGAGCUAGGGUUGCCAUUUCCUUGGGAUUUUUGGGUGGCGCAAAGGCCAUGAAUAUUGUGGUCCCCUUCAUGUUUAAAUAUGCUGUAGACAGCCUCAACCAGAUGUCGGGAAACAUGCUGAACCUGAGUGAUGCACCAAAUACAGUUGCAACCAUGGCAACAGCAGUUCUGAUUGGCUAUGGUGUAUCAAGGGCUGGAGCUGCCUUUUUUAAUGAAGUUCGAAAUGCAGUAUUUGGCAAGGUAGCCCAAAACUCCAUCCGAAGAAUUGCCAGAAAUGUCUUUCUUCAUCUUCACAACCUGGAUCUGGCUUUCCACCUGAGUAGACAGACAGGAGCUUUAUCAAAGGCUAUUGACAGAGGGACAAGGGGUAUCAGUUUUGUCCUGAGUGCUUUAGUAUUUAAUCUUCUUCCCAUCAUGUUUGAGGUGACUCUUGUCAGUGGUAUUUUGUAUUACAGGUGUGGUGCCCAGUUUGCACUGGUAACCCUUGGGACACUUGGUGCAUACACAGCAUUCACAGUUGCUGUUACACGGUGGAGAACUAGAUUUAGAAUAGAAAUGAACAAAGCGGAUAAUGAUGCAGGUAACGCUGCCAUAGACUCGCUGCUGAAUUAUGAAACUGUGAAGUAUUUUAAUAAUGAAAACUAUGAAGCACAAAGAUAUGAUAGAUUUCUGAAGACAUAUGAGACUGCUUCACUGAAAAGUACCUCUACUCUGGCUAUGCUGAACUUUGGUCAAAGUGCUAUUUUCAGUGUUGGUUUAACGGCCAUUAUGGUGCUCGCCAGUCAGGGAAUUGUGGCAGGUACCCUUACCGUUGGAGAUCUAGUAAUGGUGAAUGGACUGCUUUUUCAACUUUCAUUACCCCUUAACUUUCUGGGAACUGUAUAUAGAGAAACUAGACAAGCACUCAUAGAUAUGAACACCUUGUUUACUCUACUCAAGGUAGACACUCGAAUUAAAGACAAAGCAAUGGCAUCUCCCAUUCGGAUCACACCACAGACAGCUUCGGUGGCCUUUGACAAUGUGCAUUUUGAAUACAUUGAGGGGCAGAAAGUCCUUAGGGGAAUAUCUUUUGAAGUCCCUGCAGGAAAGAAAGUGGCCAUUGUAGGAGGUAGUGGGUCAGGAAAAAGCACAAUAGUAAGGCUGUUGUUUCGCUUCUAUGAGCCUCAAAAGGGUAACAUUUACCUUGCUGGUCAAAAUAUACAAGAUGUGAGCCUGGAAAGCCUUCGGAGGGCAGUGGGAGUGGUACCUCAGGAUGCUGUCCUCUUCCAUAAUACCAUUUACUACAACCUCUUAUAUGGAAACAUCCAUGCUUCACCUGAGGAGGUGUAUGCAGUGGCAAAAUUAGCUGGACUCCAUGAUGCAAUUCUCCGAAUGCCACAUGGAUAUGACACACAAGUAGGGGAACGAGGACUCAAACUUUCAGGAGGAGAAAAGCAAAGAGUAGCAAUUGCAAGAGCCAUUUUGAAGGAUCCUGCAGUCAUUCUCUAUGAUGAAGCCACUUCAUCAUUAGAUUCAAUUACUGAAGAGACUAUUCUUAGUGCAAUGAAGGAUGCAGUCAAACACAGAACUUCUAUUUUCAUUGCACACAGAUUGUCAACAGUGGUUGAUGCAGAUGAAAUCAUUGUCUUGGACCAGGGUAAGAUAGCUGAACGUGGUACCCACCAUGGUUUGCUUGCAAACCCUGGCAGUAUCUAUUCAGAAAUGUGGCAUACACAGAGUAGCCGUGUGCAGAACCAUAAUAACCCCACAUGGGAUGCAAAGAAAGAAAAUGUGUCCAAAGAGGAGGAAAGGAAGAAACUACAAGAAGAAAUUGUCAACAGCGUGAAAGGCUGUGGAAACUGUUCCUGCUAAGUUGCACAAGACAUUUUUUUUUUGACACAUUUGCACUGAAGCAGAAUUGUUUUAUUAAAAAAGAAAUCAUACAUUCCCAUUUCUAUAAUCCUUUUUUUAGGUAAGAUUUAUUUGAAAAGCAAUUUGAGUUUUACAUCUUUCACAAUAUUUCAUGUGAUGUCUGUAUUUAGCCACGAAUUAUUUUCUUGUUACUGCCUUAUUUGUGCCCAAAGCAUCGUUUUUGUUACUAUUUCACUUUGCCCCAUUUCCAUUUUGGGGGCCUGAUAGCCAUUUGAUAUCCAUAACCAGAUGAAUUACAUUGGAUUCCAAAUUUUAAUAGUUUUUUAAAUUUCCUUUAUGCUGACAGUUUAGAUGGAAAGUAUCCAUUUCUUUUUUUUUUUUAAGAGGACAGUGUAGGUUCAUUGUUUCUCCUCCCUCCCCACUGACAUACUUCAGUGAUAGAUACCUACACUUUCAUUUUUUAAAGUCUUUGCCACUGUAUAUCUUUUGGAGGAAAAACCUUAAUUCUCAUGUAUGUAUGUAGAAUGUUCUUCAUCAUUAACCAGCAUCUCUAGUGACGGGAAUUUUAUUUUUUCAUCAAAAUGAGUUAUUGCUCUUGUUUGGGACCAAAAUUUAUGCCUUUCUCUUCAAACACUUAAAACCCUGAUGUAAUUUGACAGUUGUCAUACUGGGAAUGAUCUAAAAAGCUUAGGAAGUUAAUUGCCCUCCUAUUUCCAUCUUAACUCUAGUGCUUUUGGUGUCUGAAGUUAUAUAAAGAAACAACUAAAUGGAAUGUAUGCAUGCACAUAUAUGUGUGUGUGCACAUGCUCACACUUGUAUAUAAAGCAGCAACCACUUAAAAAUUAUUAAUGACCUUGAGGUAAAUAGGAGAAUAUUAUGUAUAUGUACUCUAGAUGAUUGGGACUUUAAUCAGUGACACGUCAGAAUUUAUUACAAGGUCAUCCCUUCCUUUUUCAGUAAUUUAAUGAGUUCCUUUAAAUGUGUCAUAACAAGAGCCCAAACAAAAUGAUCAGGUUUUACCUGUUAAUAAAAUGUUGGUAUAUGUUCACUUAGAAGCUCCUCUCUUUUCCAAUUUGAGUAUCUUCUUUUCUUUUUGAAGAAGCUGUUUUCUUUUCAUAUGAUUAGAGGUGGUCUCUAGGCCACUGGAUCAUGUGGUCAUUAACCAGUAUUUUCAGCUAAUAAAAACUUGAAUAACUUAAAAAACACAGUUAUUGUAAGGGCCAUUAAGUAAGUCUUAAAUAUUUUCAUCAUAUUAAGAUGGUUCUAUACAGUGAAAUAAUAGACAAAAGAUUCACUGAGAAGAAAAUGUCAAAAAAGGGGCAUUUAUUAUAACAAUAAUUUUACAUUACAAUAUUACAUAUUCACAUAAAAAGGUAUAAAGUAUAAAUUUUUAAAUGUUGAAACUUUUUUUUUAAUGGAUUGGGAUGAAUAAGCUACAGUUUUAGAAUAUGGGCUCUGAAAAUGGAGCAAGAUGAUAGGGUUUUAUUUCUUACAUCCCUCUAUUUUAAAAAUUGCAUAUUUCCUUCCUAAGCAAAUCCCAGUUUACAAAAAUUAAAUUGAAACAAGAGUAAUUUGGGAUCAGAAAAACUGAUGCCUUCCUGAAGGUUUUUAACAUAGAAAUAUCU
This is a messenger RNA of Neomonachus schauinslandi (Hawaiian monk seal), 3889 nucleotides long. RefSeq names its product ATP binding cassette subfamily B member 7 (gene ABCB7). Gene Ontology annotation, biological process: intracellular iron ion homeostasis; transmembrane transport. The record is from RefSeq and is a predicted model, not a curated record. Gene Ontology annotation, cellular component: mitochondrial inner membrane. The transcript has 16 exons. Lineage: Eukaryota; Metazoa; Chordata; Mammalia; Carnivora; Phocidae. Gene Ontology annotation, molecular function: ATP binding; ATP hydrolysis activity; ABC-type transporter activity. The coding region runs from base 6 to 2264 and encodes 752 amino acids.